Sinocyclocheilus anshuiensis is the source of this 1111-nucleotide messenger RNA. RefSeq names its product OCIA domain containing 1 (gene ociad1). Gene Ontology annotation, cellular component: endosome. Lineage: Eukaryota; Metazoa; Chordata; Actinopteri; Cypriniformes; Cyprinidae. The coding region runs from base 201 to 1010 and encodes 269 amino acids. The record is from RefSeq and is a predicted model, not a curated record. The transcript has 8 exons.
UCCACAUAUUGAGACUUUUCAUUGGUGCUUCCGACUUAACUCCUGCACUUCCGGGUUAGUGUUGUUUGCUAAUAAGAGUCGACUGGAGGUCGUGUAAUGAAGUGUGUCCCUGGACUUGUUGACCAGUAAUCCGCGUAAUCCCAUGGCUACUGCAAAAACAUUAUUGUUUGUGUAAUCGCGCUGUGCUUCUUGAAUUAGUCAUGUCGCAAGCUUCGUCUGGAUUCACUCCGGCUGCUCAAGUCCCACAUGGACCUAGUAAGGGUCCUUUUAAUGCCUCGUAUAUUCCCAAUGAAGAAGAGAGGCGUGUCUUCAGAGAGUGCAAUUCAGAAAGCUUGUGGUACAGAUCCUUGCCUUUUUCUGCCAUUGCAAUCGCAGCCACUCAGGUAAUGGUAUCAAGAGGAAUCCUUACUCCAUCGCCCCGAUUUGGCUCUCUUCCCAAAGUUGCAUUUGCUGGCAUGCUUGGAUACAUUAGUGGGAAAAUGUCUUACAUGAGGGUCUGUGAAGAAAAGUUUAGGAAACUGGAGAACUCCCCACUAGGAGAGGCACUACGACAGGGACGUCUGCAUCACAUGCCUUCAGGGCUAAACCAGUCAGAGUUUGAGGAUCCAAACCUAUCAGAAUCUCAACAGUCUGGUUCUGAGUCUGCGUCCCAACAUUCGACAGAAGGCAGUUCUAUGCCUGAGAGCUACAGCAGUUACACCAGUGACUAUACCUACAGCAGACCCUCCCAAUCAUACGACCCCACUCCUUUUAGUUCUGGAUUCAGUGAUUCUGGUCCCGUUAACAUCAGGGAUGAUAUUUCUUCUCUAGCUCCACUCUACCCAGAUGAGGACGUGCCCAAAAAGAAGCCAGUGUUGUAUGAGGAACUGCGUAGCAAGAAUAGAGAGAACUACGAGGUCACUCUCACACAGAAAGCUGAAACACUGCUGAAACCACAAACAGUGGUGCCAGUAGCUAAAAAGGAAGUUAAAAAGAACAAGUAUGGAGAUUCUUUGGAAGAGUACGAUUGACCUGAAGAAUCCGCUGUUUCAGGAGCUCAAGAUCUGAACGCAGUGACUUCUGUAGAGAUGUCAUGACUCAUUCUGCCAGAUUAGACCAAAAGCUGCGAUUA